Molecule: messenger RNA, 2704 nt
Organism: Mizuhopecten yessoensis (Yesso scallop)
Lineage: Eukaryota; Metazoa; Mollusca; Bivalvia; Pectinida; Pectinidae
Product: serine/arginine repetitive matrix protein 1-like
Exons: 6
Coding region: 294-2225 (643 amino acids)
Biological process (GO): actin filament polymerization
Cellular component (GO): cytoplasm; actin filament
Molecular function (GO): microtubule binding; actin binding
Source: RefSeq, a predicted model, not a curated record
UAACUCGGUAUACACUGUACUAAAACGCCCUCGGGAUAUUUCGGCAAACUUCGCUUCGGUUGCGCUUUAAGGACUGUGUAAGGCUUUAGUGAUAUUCUAUAUUCAAAUGUACACAGUUCUGUGUACACGGGAUUAUUAUAGAAUUUUUCGUGUCCGCUCAGGUGUGUCACUGAUCCAGUAAAAGUCAGUCCCCACCGGUACUCUUAGGAAGCCUACCAUCGGACCGUGCUUGUUCCAAUGACGGGAGGUGCAUGGGGCACUGAGCCAGAUUAAGACGGUCCCUCGGGGAUAACAUGGGAGGAGUCCUGACGGGAUGUUCGCUGUCCCUCCUGGUUCUACUCCUCCUCCUACAAGUUACAGGUGUUCAAGGUGAGAUGGGAGCGGAACUGACGUCACUGAUUGUUGCUGGGGUGCUGGCCGGUGUUCUUUGUGUCAUACUUUUGUUUGUCAUCCCCGUCGUGUGCUAUAUCAGACGGAGAAGACCACAACAACCUCCGUCAAAAAGAAAAACUAGACACGCACCUAAGCCUAUGAGCAAUGGCGAUGCCAAGCAUAAGAAACCGAGACAACAACAGAAUGGUAUUCCCAUGUCUAUGAUGAACGGAGGUACUCGUAGUCCCAGGCAUAACAUGAAUGGAGACCCGCCAGGCACAGUCAGAAUGAUGCCGUUCCAUCAACCACGUGGAGGACCCGUGCCAAUGGUCGGCACUUUUCGAGGUCCUCCCCCUCAACCAAUCAUCAUCGGGACGACGUCUUACUCUAAAGGAACGUAUCCUCGAGGGAUGAACCCGAUGGGAAACUAUCCCAGGGGAAUGCCUGCAAGAGGGACACAUUCCAGAGCGAAUCCAUACAUGGCUCACAUGGGUCCUAUGCCGCAUGCGCAAUAUCCUCCCAUGGCCCACCCUUACUUCUUUGGUCAGCAGUAUCCGGUCCAGGUUGUGUACGUUACAGACUCCGAUGAGAGCGACUCUGACUCCAGUGUCUCGGGCAGGUCUACAGUACGAGAGAGGAAAUCGAGGUACCAUCGUCAGUUCGUGUCCCCUAGAGUCCGGUCCACAUUAAUUAUCAACGAUAGUACGUCGUCAAGAGUAAGCUCUGGAGAGGUGGACGAAGACCGUGGAGAGGCGAGACAGACCCGUGGUGUUCCGGCCCAAAGAAAACGACCAGCGUCUCCCAUCCGACAGGAGCCUGUGGUGAUGAGGAAUCGGUCCCCUUCCCGUUCUCGAUCCCGAAGUCCUCCUGUAGCGAUCUACCAGGAUCUAAGGAUGUCGACACGACCCCCAGCUAGUCCACCUCGGAAGGAGGAACAGGAGAGCAGUUCUGAGUUCGGAAUAUUUCAGCCAUCAGCAGGGCCAAAAUCAGGGGACGUAACUUUCGUCCCAAAGGAAUACAAACCACAGGAGAGGAAUCCAAGUCCGGAGCCUGAAGAUUACAGGUAUGCUACCGUCAUUAAACCACAACCUGUGAAAGCUCUACCGAAGGACGAAUGGGGGGAGCCAGACCAGGAUAUGGGUCCUCCGUCCCAAAACAUCGGCAUGUCCAUGUCGGAAAGACUACAAGGCAUCGUUGAAGACGGGUGGGGAAACAGUCCUCUAAUAGACUAUGGUCAGCGUGACUCGUCUGAGGUGCCUGCACAAGACAUUUCGCGGACUAAAAGCGACGAGAGUGAUCUCUGGAAAUCAAGGAGAGAGGACAAUGAAGACGCUCUUCGGCAACCAAGUCAACAAGCUGAAAAUAUAUACGCACGAAGUGUGAAGAGAGCUGACACAGACCGACCUCCUUCACCGCCUCUGGACAUCCCCAGUGCCGUGGGUUCCCCGAGACAAUCCUUCAUACGAGACUACCCCAGCAGUGAGUCACAGUCGCCCGACAGACCUGUGACCCCACCCUUCGACGGUAUUACACCGAGACCGUCCCUAAAGUCGAGGUCGGAAUCGCCUCCACAACCGAGUGCUUCAUCCAAUCCAUUGUCACAAUCACAGAGCCAAAAGGUCCAUAGGUCCAUGUUUUCUAACGACGUACUGAAGGAGCUGAAGCAGCGUCAGAAGUCGACAGAGGAUUUAGUAGAAGAUGAUGAUUCACAAUCCAGAUCAGUUAACUUUUCACCGUCACCCCCUACUAUAAUAUCCGGGUACACCAUAGAUCCUCCAGCCCAGUUUACUGGUAUACCUGCCCCUCCCCCUCCUCCUCCUCCUCCUCCUCCCCCUCCCCCUGUACCCAAAUAAUAGUCAACUACAUUUUUAUUAGACGUUCCUUAUAAGGGAUUCUGACUGGCUUAGACUAAGACAUGAAUACCUGUAGCCUACGCAGGUGGUCAUCAUGUACACACCAUAUUGACAUUGAAACCUGCUUUCCUAUGAAGCUCCAUCUGUUUGCUGUGUUCAUCAUUUAUAUAUACCACGGUAUACAUAAUACCGACUUAAUCAUCUGCCUUUGAUAAGGUGUCUCCUUCAAGAAACGUUUUUGGUUUUUCAUGUUUUUGACAAUGUUCCACAGAUGGAGCUGAGGGAGGUUGCGACCGACAUCAAUAUAUUACAUACUAAGUAUGGAAAUAAUGGAACCUGUCUAAUCCGGUAGUCUGUAGGAUCUAAAUAAACCUGUCUAAUCCGACAGCAUACAGGACCUACAGUUAAGGAUGUACUCUUCUGAGGUUUCCAUCACGUUCAAGUCUCGUUUUGAUCUUGUGUAACGGGUUUUUGUAAUA